Messenger RNA from Amblyraja radiata (thorny skate), 993 nucleotides. RefSeq names its product UDP-glucuronosyltransferase 1-1-like. Bases 1 to 993 code for a protein of 330 amino acids. The transcript has a single exon. Gene Ontology annotation, molecular function: UDP-glycosyltransferase activity. Lineage: Eukaryota; Metazoa; Chordata; Chondrichthyes; Rajiformes; Rajidae. The record is from RefSeq and is a predicted model, not a curated record.
AUGUCGGUGUGGGAGAGGAUGAAGAACGUGUUAAUUUAUGGGAUGUCCAGAUUCACAAGUUACUUCUACAUUUACCCCGCCUAUAACGAGCUGUGUCGGCGUUACCUGGACAGCGACAUCACGGUGGAAGAACUUUAUGCCAAGGCUGACAUGGUCCUGAUGAAGGUUGACUUUGUCUUUGAUUAUCCCCGGCCCACCAUGCCAAACCUGGUUUACAUCGGGGGUGUUCAGUGUAGCGCGGGCCGCCCGCUCUCUGCUGAACUGCAGCGGUUCAUGGACGGUUCUGGCGACCAAGGGGUCGUGAUCUUCUCAUUGGGAAGUGUGGUGAGCAUCUACCCACCAGAACUGGCGACUGAAUUGGCGGCGGGACUGGCCCGCCUGCCCCAGAGAGUGGUCUGGCGCUUGGUUGGAGACGCGCCAUCCACCUUAGGGAAUAACACCAAGGUGAUGAGUUGGCUUCCUCAAAACGAUCUGCUGAGUCACCCGAAGACCAGAGCCUUCAUCACCCACGGUGGGGAGAACGGGCUCUAUGAGGCCAUGUAUCACGGCGUCCCUCUGGUCGGCAUCCCAGUUUUGGGCGAUCAGUACGACAACCUUCUGCGCCUCAAAACGCGAGGGGCGGCGGUCAUGUUGGACUUGGCUCAUUUAACAAGCGAUGUGAUCUUCCAGGCGGUGAAGACUGUCAUCGAGACCCCUUCCUACGGGGAGAACAUGAAGCGAAUAUCCGCCUUGCACCGGGAUGUCCCUCUGGAACCCAAAGCGCUGGCGGUCUUCUGGAUUGAAUACACCAUUAGGCACCGAGGCGCCGCUCAUUUGGGAGCCGCGGGCAAUGAGCUGCCCUUCUAUCAGUACUACCUGCUGGAUGUCAUCGCCAUCCUCGUUGCUGUGUCGACGCUUGCCCUUUAUCUGGCGUGUAAAUUGCUGAUAUUUUUACUUGUCAAAAUGCAUUCAGUUGGAAGAAGGACAAGGGCUAAAUUGAAGAAAGUAGAUUGA